UCUGCAGCAGAAAAAUGUGGCGAUCUGCUUCCCAAAAUUUACAGCCUUGGAAAUCCUAUGAGGCAGUUCUACCCUGUCCUGUAGGGUGGCUAUGAGUCAGAAUUGACUCAGUGGUAACGGGUUUGGUUUUUAGUUUAAGAGGGUUAAAUGAGUUCAGCUAGAUCUAGGAUGAUCCGCUGUCCCGGUUUGCCUGAGACUGAGGGAGUUCCCAGGAAAGGGUUUUCAGUUUCAGCAUCAGGAAAGAUAAGAGCUUAGUGCCCGAUACAUGUUCAAUGAGCAUUGACCAUUAUUGCUUCUCCUUUCUCCUUUCAUCCAUUUGACAAUAAAAAACCUACUCUGUGCCCUGUCCUGGGAGCUGGGAAUACUGUAGGCGGUAGAUGGAGGGCACUGUGCAAGCACCUAGCUUCAACGGUACACACACACACAAAAAAAUCCAGGGGUCUGGGAAAACACCAAUCCUCCCUCUGGAGGUGACUCAGGUUCCUGCGCAGUGUCCUCACCUUAUGGGUUGCAGCACAUACUUGGAUUCAAGUGGGACAGGCUUCUGGGCCCUUAAGGUAGCAACAUAGGGACAGCUGGGGGCCCAGCUAGAGAAGACCGACAAGGAGAGGCCUUGAAGCGAUUGUGGGUGGAAGGAAAGAAAAAAACAUGCCUUGGGGAUGGACUUGGUGCUUUGCCCUGAGCUGCAGUCAAGGCCUUAGAGGCAGUUCCUAUUAUUACACCCAUUUUGUUUGAUGAGGAAACUGAGGCUCAGUGCCCAAAGGGAAGGGACUUGCCCAAGACCAGGCAGGAAGACGUGGGUAACUGAGAUUUGAACUAAGGCCCCGAGAAGCAGGGGUUGUUGGGGCGGGGCGGCGGCUCCUGCACCUCCCUCUCUCUUGUCCUCCUCGGACGCCUCAAUUGUCUCUACAGCGGCAAGGUUUAUCACGGGCCCGCUCCGUACAGCCCUUUCCACCCUCCUGGCUGCCAGCGUCCCGCCCAGUCCCCUCCCAGCCCCCGAGGGAGGAGGGGAGAAGGAGAGAAAGAAGGGGGGGUCGGGGAGGUCUGGCUUUAUAAAGGCGCUGGAACCGCGCUGCCGGCCAGACCCCGCCGUCCGGAUCCCAGCGCUGCCGGACGCCCACGUGACCGCGCCACCCCCAGCUCCCCCGCUGCGCCCGCUCGUCAUGGCCCUAUUCGGGGCGCUCUUCCUAGCGCUGCUGGCAAGCUCUUACGCGGAGCUCCCGGGUUGCAAAAUUCGCAUCACCUCCAAGGCGCUGGAGUUGGUGAAGCAGGAGGGGCUGCGCUUUCUGGAGCAAGAGCUGGAGACCAUCACCAUUCCGGACCUGCGGGGCAGCCAAGUCCACUUCUAUUACAACAUCUCCGAGGUGAAGGUCACAGAGCUGCAGCUGACCUCCUCUGAACUCCAUUUCCACCCGGAGCAGGAACUGAUAUUACAAAUCACCAAUGCCUCCUUGGGGCUGCGCUUCCGGAGACAGCUGCUCUACUGGUUCUUCUAUGAUGGGGGCUACAUCAAUGCCUCGGCGGAGGGCAUGUCCAUCCACACAGCUCUGCAGCUCUCCCGAGACCCUACUGGCCAGAUCAAGGUGUCCAACAUCUCCUGCCAGGCCUCUAUUUCCAGAAUACACGCAGCCUUCGGGGGAACCUUCAAGAAGGUAUAUGACUUCCUGUCCACAUUCAUCACCCCAGGGAUGCGCUUCCUCCUCAACCAGCAGAUCUGCCCGGUGUUCCACCACGCUGGGAUGGUGCUGCUCAACUCCCUCCUGCGGACCCUGCCUGUGCGCAGUUCUGUGGACGAGCUCGUUGGCAUUGACUACUCCCUCUUGAAGGAUCCUGUGGCCUCUGUCAGCAACCUGGACUUGGAAUUCCGGGGGGCCUUCUUCCCUUUGGCCGAGAGGAACUGGAGCCUGCCCAACCAGGCAGUGGAGCCCCAGCUGCAGGAGGAGGAGCGGAUGGUAUACGUGGCCUUCUCGGAGUUCUUCUUUGACUCUGCCAUGGAGAGCUACUUCCAGGCAGGGGCUCUGCAGCUGUCGCUGGUGGGGGACAAGGUGCCCCACGAUCUGGAUAUGCUGCUGCGGGCCACCUACUUUGGGAGCAUCGUCCUGCUGAGCCCAGCAGUGAUUGACUCCCCGAUGAAGCUGGAGCUCCGGGUCACAGCGCCGCCGCGCUGCACCAUCAAACCCUCUGGCACCACCAUCUCCAUCACUGCGACUGUCACCAUCGCCCUGGUCCCGCCCAACCAGCCUGAGGUCCAGCUGUCCAGCAUGACCAUGGACGCCCGGCUCAGCGCCAAGAUGACACUCCGGGGGAAGGCACUGCGCACACAGCUGGAUCUGCGCAAGUUCCGAAUCUAUUCGAACCAGUCUGCACUCGAGUCACUGGCACUGAUUCCUUUGCAGGACCCCCUGAAGGCCAUGCUGCAGGUUGGGGUAAUGCCGAUAAUCAACGAGCGGACCUUGCGUGGGGUGCAGAUCCCCCUGCCUGAGGGCAUCAACUUUGUGCGUGAGGUGGUGACGAACCAUGCGGUGAGUAGGGGCAAGGGGAAGGAGAGGAGAGCUGCCCCACCCUCUCUAGCUCCCCAGUGCCCUUGCCUUCCAGGACCAGAGCCCUCCCUUCUCGGUUGCCCCCUCUCAUUUUAAUCCUACACCAGCCACCUCCAGUCCUUUGCACAAGCCAUGAUGCCGUCUCCUUGGAACAAUCUUCCCUGACUCCACCCCCAGCUCCUACUGAUCAUUCAGGUCUUAGCUAAGUGGUCUCCUCCUCCAGGAAGCCCUCUGCGACCCCUACAGGCUGUGAUCCCUCAGCCUCUGUUUCAGCACCAUUCACACACUGCUGUGCUGCUCCACUCUCCUACUAGACUGAGACCCCCCCUCUGCCUUGCUGUACAGGGCUUCCUCACCAUUGGGGCUGACCUCCACUUUGCCAAGGGGCUGCGCGAGGUGAUUGAGAAAUACCGGCCUGCUGAAGCCAGGGACCCCUAGGCAUCCAGUGGCCCUCCAUCUUCUACAGCAACUGCUUGAGCCCUCUGACCUUACCCUGGGAGCUGACAUUCAGGACUCCGGUCCCUCUCAUCCCUUCCUCUCCCCGCCCCCCGCACAGCCUGUAGUAGCCCCUUUAACCCCUGGUGCCUUGGAGAAGACAAAGUUUUAAGCUGUCCCAAUUUAAUUCCAUAAUCACAGUCAAUUCAUCAAUUACAGUCCGUCCACACCCCCCCCCCCCCAGGGCCUUCCUGAGCUCAGCUGGGUUCCUGGGGUGGGAUCAGUGCAUUAGAAGGCAUCUGUUAAGCAGGAAAGGGAGGCAGCACCCCCCUCCCCAGUCAGGGUCUACUGUGGGAAUAAAGUGUUAACCACC
This is a messenger RNA of Loxodonta africana (African savanna elephant), 3348 nucleotides long. It is a transcript of the gene PLTP, whose product is annotated as phospholipid transfer protein. Gene Ontology annotation, molecular function: phosphatidylethanolamine transfer activity; phosphatidylethanolamine binding; ceramide binding. Lineage: Eukaryota; Metazoa; Chordata; Mammalia; Proboscidea; Elephantidae. The record is from RefSeq and is a predicted model, not a curated record. Bases 1164 to 2636 code for a protein of 490 amino acids. The transcript has 15 exons. Gene Ontology annotation, biological process: ceramide transport; high-density lipoprotein particle remodeling; phospholipid transport.